Messenger RNA from Cyphomyrmex costatus, 1155 nucleotides. RefSeq lists its product as uncharacterized. Gene Ontology annotation, molecular function: chitin binding. NCBI's taxonomy places the organism in Eukaryota, Metazoa, Arthropoda, Insecta, Hymenoptera, Formicidae. The record is from RefSeq and is a predicted model, not a curated record. Bases 31 to 1155 code for a protein of 374 amino acids. The transcript has 2 exons. Gene Ontology annotation, cellular component: extracellular region.
UGGAUUCUACAAUCGUACCUUCUACAAUGCAUGCUAUUUGUCGUUAUCACUCACGCUGAAGAAGUUUUUAAUACCACUCCGCCAACCGUCAAAACCAGCUUUUCCUGUCACAACCGGCCUAUGGGAUUUUAUGCUGACAUCGAAGCGAACUGCAAAAUAUAUCACACGUGCGAUGACCAUGGCAACAAAUUCACUUACCAGUGUCCCGAAGGAACGGCUUUUCGUCAAGAAGCUUCGAUAUGCGAUCACGUUUAUCUCGUCGACUGCCAAACGACUAUUUAUCCGUCGGCUUUUCCAAACGAGGAUAUAGACAAGGAAAUCGCGCGUAUAACUUCCUCGACGAGGUCCCCAGUGGAAUCGAGCAACUCCCUCGAUGAUCAUCGAUUGGCAUUCUCGCGUUCUUUCCGAGUGAUUCAACGGCCCGACAAAUCGAUGCCAAAUAAGUUCCAAUCCGGCUUCGUCUUUAGCUCGAGUCUAUUCUUAAAGAAUCAAGAUCGAACGCGGAAUCAAGCUCGGCAAAUCACCGACAAUUGCACGACAUGCAACGCUGAUGUGAGGAAGCACACGACAGAUUCCACUGAACGGACAUUUACCAAAGAAUUCGAUUCUUGGAAUCUACAUAACGACAGGUCAAUGGUGUCAAGACAGUCGUUAGGGACUCACGACAAAAGCACCGUGCACCCUAAUCAUUCAUACGAGCCGCUCUCGAAUGCUUCGCCCGCGAAAACGAUGGCAUCGGAAGAUAACCGGCAUUCAUCUCCCCUGCGUGAGAAGUCUUUCUCCAGUUACAACAGAGAUAUCCAUCCGUACUCAGAGACGUUACGAUCGAUUCAAGCUAACGCUUACGUAAAAUCCACUACAGAAAUUCCUGUGCACGCUUUGACGUUAUCUUUGGAGCCGUUGGUACCUAACGAGCUGGAAUAUGAUCCUUAUUAUCCCAGACAACCGACGUCUACCGAGGCGUAUUACACACCCAGCAAUCGCAACAGGAUUAAUACGCGGUUUUUCAGCUCUAGCCAAGCACCGCUAAUAGCCGCGCGCCCUAAUCUUCCUUUUGAGAUUCCAUCUAUGCUGCCCGAUUUGAAUACCUUGGAAGAUUUGGUUGAUCGCCGGAAGUUCUUCUAUAUCCCGCGCACAAAUGUGAAAUCGAUAUGA